This is a messenger RNA of Gavia stellata (red-throated loon), 971 nucleotides long. RefSeq names its product CD320 molecule (gene CD320). Lineage: Eukaryota; Metazoa; Chordata; Aves; Gaviiformes; Gaviidae. Gene Ontology annotation, molecular function: protein binding. The record is from RefSeq and is a predicted model, not a curated record.
AUGGCGCGGCUGCUGGCGCUGCUGCUGCUGCUGCUGCCGCCGCCGCUACUGCUCCCGCUCCCGCUGCUGCCGCCGCUGCUGCCGCCGCUUCCGCCAGAGAACGCGUCCCUGUCCGCCUGCCCCCCGGGCCGCUUCCAGUGCGAGCCCGGCGCCAUCUGCUUCCCCCGGGAGUGGCGCUGCGAUGGGCACCCCGACUGCGAGGACGAGGGGGACGAGUGGGGCUGCGGGACGGCGACCCCGGCGGAGCCGAGUCCUGACGGUGCCUGGGUGACCCCGCCGCGGAGCUCGGGGGUGCCGCCCACCGGCGACGGAGAGGCUUCAGCUACACCUGUGCCUGGGGUCUCUGUGCCAUCGAGGAGUCAAGGCCACAUGUGGAUCUUAAUUGUUGCAGCACUCCUGAGCAUCCUGGUAGCUGUGGGUUCUGUUGCUGUGUGGGGCCUGUCCAAAGCAAAAAGCAGAUCCGACAUCUUCAGUCUUGAAAAAGCAUCCAGGGAACAGCUGAUGCCUGACAAGAGCCAGAGGCUCAUUUCCCUGAAGGGUAAGUUUCUUCCACCCCAUGCGCUCUGUAUGCAUGAGGGAGAAAUGCCUUCUUGCCCUGUGUUUCUAGCCUCUAGAGCUUUCCCCUCUGGGGGCAGCUUUUCCUAGCUGUUUCUGCUGCUGGUUGGCCACAUGCUUGGGGUUUCAGUCUGCCUGGAAGCAGCAGAACUCUCCCCUUAUCUUCCUUGCUCGCAAUCACACAUGAAGGCUCUUGCUCGACUUCAGGGCUAGUUGCACACCUAAUCUGAGAAGAUCCUGGCUUCUUUUGAGAGUGAUGUGGUGGUCUCCGUCCUUCCUCUGCUGCCAAGGACACUGAGCACUCAUGAUAAGAUACUUAUCUCCUGAUGUGGGUUGUUUUCCUCCACUUCGCACAAACUGAAGUCAAACCAGGUUUUUGCCCAAAGGACUGUCAAUAACCAGGUGUUUUUCUGUUC